Molecule: messenger RNA, 8261 nt
Organism: Felis catus (domestic cat)
Lineage: Eukaryota; Metazoa; Chordata; Mammalia; Carnivora; Felidae
Gene: FOXP2
Product: forkhead box P2
Exons: 20
Coding region: 2186-4402 (738 amino acids)
Biological process (GO): regulation of transcription by RNA polymerase II
Cellular component (GO): nucleus
Molecular function (GO): RNA polymerase II cis-regulatory region sequence-specific DNA binding; DNA-binding transcription repressor activity, RNA polymerase II-specific
Source: RefSeq, a predicted model, not a curated record
UUCUCUCUCUCUCAAAAUAAAUAUACUUAAAAAAAAACGGUGCCAAGGUUUAGGAUUGGGGCAACACUUUCUGCUAAAAGAGCAUCCCUCAUAUCUGCCCCUGUGAAUUUUGAGGAACUGGAAGAAAGGAAAGUAUGCAAUUUACCAGAAGCAAAUAUAUUAUGUUCCUCAUUUUCUUGCCCCCUUUGGUCAGGCAGUUAAGUUCAAAACAGCUGAUGUAGGAAUAUUCUUGAGAGGAAAAUCUGACUUUGUGGAUGUGCUCAGAAGUCAGAUAUUAUCUCUGCCUGAAUCAGUAUAUCCUUGGAAGCUUGAAACCUGAAACUUACAAAUUAAUUUUGAAUUUUGUUUGUGGUAUUUGCAAGUGAGGUUACAAUGGUUUAUUCAUGAAGUUCUCUGAAGCUAUUAGAUGUGGCAAAAGUAGAUGUCCAUUGUAUUUUAAGAUUGUCUCAGUUUUAUAUUAUUUUUUAUAUUUAUCAAAGCCUUAGACCUUAUUGAGUGGCUUUUAAACAUGUCUUUAGAUUAAUAAAUUCAUCACUCCAUUGAAGUCUCAUUUUCUGGAGGAAUAUGUUUUGUAAGCAAUAUUAUACAAUAAAUUUAAAAGAUUCUUCCUUUCCAGGUAUAAUGUUGACUCCCUGUUAGUAUUUUUCUUGUAUUCCAUUGAUGGAUUUGGAUAAAGCUAUUUCCAUAUAAUUAAAUCUGGUAUGUUAGGUAAUUUCUUUUGCAGGGUUGCUGCUCUCCUGUUCUGGGGAGCUCGUCCUGGGCCUGGGAAUUUUCUCUAAACUUGGCCUGGUUUUAAAGUUAGGAAGUUAAUUUUCCUGGUUCUGAAAUGGAGUGAUUUUCUAUUUUUGUGAUAAGUCUAGUUAAUUACCACUUUUUAUUGGCAAUGGAAUCUUCUCCUUUGCAUCUAGUGGUCCAGAUCAUUGUAUUCUAUGAUGUGAGCUCUUCACAGCAUGCUGCUGUGGCCCUCUAAUACACAAGCCUCUAUAUUCUGUCAGCUGUCAUUUUACAUGCACACACUGAGGAAAUUAGUUGGAAAAUAUUGGACUUUAUGGGUUUCAGGCAGUAAGGAAGCACUAGGAAGAGUGUUUGGAAGAUACUUCAUACUAAUAUGUCUUCUGUCUCCUUCAGUGCUAGGAAAAUAUGUUGGAUAAUUUAGUCAAAGAAGCACAAUCCCUUUUCCCAUUUGUCUGGAAAUAAUUAUUUAGAGGCGAUAUGUGCUCAGUGGAAGAAAGGUUUGGCAAGUAGUACAUAUUCUUUAGCUCGUUGAUGUUGGGAGCAUGUGUUAGUGAUCCUCUAAUAAAAAGCACAUGCUCAAAAAGUGGUUACUGUGUGUGUGUAGUAACUAUUCUUAAACAAUAUUGUGUCAUGGGAGGGGCUUCAUUUCGAGUGGGAAUAAUGGAUCAAUUUAAACCAAAGAACAUAGUUUGGAAUGGUGUUUUUUAAUAUCUAAUCCAGCCCUAAAAUAUCUAUUCAUAAAAUAUGGAAGGUUGGGAAUCCAUUGUACAUACUUAGAGGUCAUCGCCAGUAAAAUGCUAAAGUAGAUAAAUGGUGAAAUUAGUGUUAAUUAAUUUAAAUGUGGAUUUAGCAAAUAGAGAAAGAUAAAAAUAAAACUGCUUAGACACAGCCACAUCACCUGAUAAAAAUGUCAACAUAUUUUGCCACUUCUUUAAAGUUUUUUUCCACAUACUUACCAUGUUUACUUACUGGACCAAAAAAAAAAAAAAAAAGUGUGAACCCGGUUGAAUGUUCAAUAAAAGUUCAGAAUUAUAAUGUUUAUUUUUGCGACCUCAUCUCUUUUUUGUUACCUUUAGGGUUGGUCUCCUUAGACUUAAUUGACUUGACUUUAUAAAGUAUUACUUAACUACAAUUUAGACAAGAAUUUUUAUUUCAGGACCAAGACCAGUGUCUGGCACAAAGUGUGGUGAAGUUCUGAAUGCAGAUCAAACAAAUAAUAGAAGUCUGUUGAAGCUUUGUCCUGACCUAUUCUGGAAGUAGAAGAAUACCCUGGAGAAAGAAGCAUUGUAAGCACAAAGAGUAAGACUCCUCAAUCCUGGGAGAGAGAAUUAAAGUCUAACCCUCCAAAUGGCUAUUCUAAUGUGAUGCUGGGAUUGAGUUUACCUAGGACUCCAUAUCAAGGUUGACUCAAAAGUCUUGUAGAAGAUCUGGAAGAAAUAAGUAUUAAGUCAUGAUGCAGGAAUCUGCGACAGAGACAAUAAGCAACAGUUCAAUGAAUCAAAAUGGAAUGAGCACUCUAAGCAGCCAAUUAGAUGCUGGCAGCAGAGAUGGAAGAUCAAGUGGGGACACCAGCUCUGAAGUAAGCACAGUAGAACUGCUGCAUCUGCAACAACAGCAGGCUCUCCAAGCAGCUAGACAACUUCUCUUACAGCAGCAAACAAGUGGAUUGAAAUCUCCCAAGAGCAGUGAUAAACAGAGACCACUGCAGGAAUUGCUUCCAGAAACAAAAUUAUGUGUCUGUGGCCACUCUUCUGGUGAUGGGCAUCCUCACAACACAUUUGCAGUGCCUGUGUCGGUGGCCAUGAUGACUCCCCAGGUGAUCACCCCUCAGCAAAUGCAGCAGAUUCUUCAGCAGCAAGUCUUGUCUCCUCAGCAGCUCCAAGCCCUCCUCCAGCAGCAGCAGGCAGUCAUGCUGCAGCAGUCAAAAUGGUUUAUUCAGCAACAACUACAAGAGUUUUACAAGAAACAGCAAGAGCAGUUACAUCUUCAGCUUUUGCAGCAGCAGCAACAGCAGCAGCAGCAGCAGCAGCAGCAGCAACAGCAGCAGCAGCAGCAGCAGCAACAGCAGCAGCAGCAGCAGCCGCCCCCGCCGCCGCCGCAUCCUGGCAAGCAGGCGAAAGAGCAGCAGCAGCAGCAGCAGCAGCAGUUGGCAGCCCAGCAGCUUGUCUUCCAGCAGCAGCUUCUCCAGAUGCAACAACUCCAGCAGCAGCAGCACCUGCUCAGCCUUCAGCGUCAGGGCCUCAUCUCCAUCCCACCUGGCCAGGCGGCACUUCCUGUCCAGUCGCUGCCUCAAGCUGGCUUAAGUCCUGCUGAGAUUCAGCAGUUAUGGAAAGAAGUGACUGGAGUUCACAGUAUGGAAGACAAUGGCAUUAAACAUGGAGGGCUAGACCUCACUACUAACAAUUCCUCCUCGACUACCUCCUCCACCACUUCCAAAGCGUCACCACCAAUAACCCAUCAUUCCAUAGUGAAUGGACAGUCUUCAGUUCUAAGUGCAAGGCGGGACAGCUCGUCACACGAGGAGACUGGGGCUUCUCACACUCUGUACGGCCAUGGAGUUUGCAAAUGGCCAGGCUGUGAAAGCAUUUGUGAAGAUUUUGGACAGUUUUUAAAGCACCUUAACAAUGAACAUGCUCUGGACGACCGAAGCACUGCCCAGUGUCGAGUGCAAAUGCAGGUGGUCCAACAGUUAGAAAUACAGCUUUCUAAAGAACGCGAACGUCUUCAAGCAAUGAUGACCCACUUGCACAUGCGACCCUCAGAGCCCAAACCAUCUCCCAAACCUCUAAAUCUGGUGUCUAGUGUCACCAUGUCGAAGAACAUGUUGGAGACAUCCCCACAGAGCUUACCUCAAACCCCUACCACACCAACGGCCCCAGUCACCCCGAUUACCCAGGGACCCUCAGUAAUCACCCCAGCCAGUGUGCCCAAUGUGGGAGCCAUACGAAGGCGACAUUCAGACAAAUACAACAUUCCCAUGUCAUCAGAGAUUGCCCCAAACUACGAAUUUUAUAAAAAUGCAGAUGUCAGACCUCCAUUUACUUAUGCAACUCUCAUAAGGCAGGCUAUCAUGGAGUCAUCUGACAGGCAGUUAACACUUAAUGAAAUUUACAGCUGGUUUACACGGACAUUUGCUUACUUCAGGCGUAAUGCAGCAACUUGGAAGAAUGCAGUACGUCAUAAUCUUAGCCUGCACAAGUGUUUUGUUCGAGUAGAAAAUGUUAAAGGAGCAGUAUGGACUGUGGAUGAAGUAGAAUACCAGAAGCGAAGGUCACAAAAGAUAACAGGAAGCCCAACCUUAGUAAAAAAUAUACCUACCAGUUUAGGCUACGGAGCAGCUCUUAAUGCCAGUUUGCAGGCUGCCUUGGCAGAGAGCAGUUUGCCUUUGCUUAGUAACCCGGGACUGAUCAAUAACGCAUCCAGUGGCCUGCUGCAGGCCGUCCAUGAAGACCUCAAUGGCUCCCUGGAUCACAUCGACAGCAAUGGGAACAGCAGUCCAGGCUGCUCACCGCAGCCGCACAUACAUUCAAUCCAUGUCAAGGAAGAGCCAGUGAUUGCGGAGGAUGAAGACUGCCCAAUGUCCUUAGUGACAACAGCUAAUCACAGUCCAGAAUUAGAAGAUGACAGAGAGAUUGAAGAAGAGCCUUUAUCUGAAGAUCUGGAAUGAGAACUGACUUGUGAAACCUCAGCGUGAAGGGACAUAUCACUGACCUUCAUAACCACUCCACAACCAUGAAUAUUUGACAAAUUUUUACUGUGACUAUUUAUUAAGCAUGGAUAAAGGAGACAGCCCUAAAGGAACUUAUUAAGCCAGCCCUUUGGGAUUCAGUACCAACAGGCAAAUUGCUUGUUUUCUUCCCUUCCUCUCUCUCUCUUUCUCUCUCUCUCUUUUUUUUUUUAGAAAAAAAAAAGACAAAAACUGAUUUUCUUGAAAAAAAAUAAACUUUCUUUCUAUAAUGGCUUUGCCCAUUUAAAAAAUGUGGCUCUUAAGGGUUCAUGAAAUGACUGAAUAUGAGGAUACAUGUCCUGUAGAAAGCAAACGCGCCUCAUAUACUGCCAAAAAUAGUGUUAGUUUCAUUAAUGUGAAUUUUCCAGCAUUCAGUAGUUGUAAUGUUAGAAACAAUUGCUGGUCAAGUUCAACUUGUUGCUAUUGUUUUUAAUUUGCACAGGAGUAGUAUCAGAAAUUAGUGUCACUGCUUGUAUCUAGCUGAAUUUUAAACAACAGAACAUUAGUUUUUUAUGUUGGUGCCACCAACUGUAAAUGACAUAAGUUAGUUAUUACAAAACACAGUAAUUAGACUGUUGCAACCAUCUAAAACCUUAGGCUUCCAGUCUGUGCUGUUAGUGUUAAGAUGUAAAGUGCAAUCCUAAGCUAACAUUAUCUGUGCAAGCACCAUAGAAACAUUUGCAUAUCUGCAUAGAUCUUACAACUGUACUCUUUACCUCCUUGUGAUAAAGCUUUGUCUACCUGCAAACACAGUCAAAGGCUACAGCUGCAAACCAAAGCCAACUCUAACCAUGGCCAAGAGCUCAAGGACAGAAGCAGCCACAUGCUUUGGUCAGCCUUCUGUAACUUCAAUUAGUACAAAGGAACCUUUUCCAUGAACUACCUGCUGUUUUCUGAUGACCUCUGGGAUCUUUUCAUUUAGCCCUAAACAAAGAAUCAAAUAUGACAAAAACCACAACUAGAAAGUUAAUUCAGUCACAGAGUAAUCUUCUGAGGCCAAAAGUCCAUCUAAACGCAACGAAGAUUUGCUUUCAUUAAAGACAGAGGUGAGGACAAAAUCCGCAGUGGACAUUAUGAUGUGCUAGAAAGCAACAAAUGUGGAUCACUGACCAAAACGAUUAUGUACUUGAUGCAAAUGCAGAUUGCAUAUUGUUAUAUAUAUAUAGUACAUUGUGUUUUUGUUUUCCCCCAUCCAGUCACUUACUUUCGGUGGUGAAUACAUGUUGUUAGAAGAUGACGUGUAUGGUCUGAAUCUUUGUUGUGUACUAUUUUUUAUAGUCUUAAGUUAUAAUGAAAAAACAAAAAGUAGGAACCAAACAUAAACGGUCUAGUAAAGCCAAAAAUUAAUUUCAUAUUGAUUUUAAAGUGAUCUAGCUGAGUUUUUACACUGAAAGCAAAGAUUAUAGCAAUUGUAGUCCAUGGUAUUUAUUUUCAGUCAAACCAAAGUUACAUAUAAUUCUGCCUCUGCUUAUACGGGAUAUUAACACUAACAAUACACUCCCUUUCAAAGACUUGCACAGGCCAAAUUGUUGGAAUGCUGGUUUUCUCGACAACUCCAAACCCCAAAACUAUGAUAAUGCGUUAUGGUGUAGUUGAAAAUAGCAUAGUCAGACGUUUGCUUAAAACCUAGAAACUUUACGUGUUGCUUUUCAUGUGCUGUGCCAAGUCUUGAUAAUACUUUUUCCCCCAACCAAGGGACCUCAUAACCUGAUUAUGGUUAUUGCUUUACAAACAGUUUUGACAGAAGGUGGCUGCUAGAGCUUAACAUACGUACCAGUUCCAUGUGAUGGAGCCGGUUCUUGCAAACUAAGCUCAUCAUUUAUUCUUUGCUGAAGUCAGCAAAUAGAGUUAGAGAGAUACCCAGUCAUCUAUCACACCAAAUAAAAGGACAUAACGGCUUUCAAAAGGGUUUUCCCACAUACCCAAAAGGCUUUCUGAAAGCUUCUACCUCUGCAAAAAAAAAAAAAAAAAAAAGAAAAAAAAGAAAAAAAAUUAGAACAAUUACGGCAGAUUGCAUGAAACGUGAGAACGUCACAGUAACUGCUACUUUUCAUUAUGUUUGUCUUUGGGUCAUGAUCAACGGACGGGAAGUUUCCAAUACGAUAUCAAAAGAAAGAUUGGUAUCGUGAAGGAUGGUUUUCAGUCAUCUAGGAUCCUACUGUAAGGAUUAUGUGAAGGGAAAAUGGGUCUUUCAGGUGCAUGUUCAAAAGGCUUUGAUGGACUGAAAGGAACUGAGAGCUGUACCAUCAGGAGGGUGGCCUAAGACUACGAUGCUAAAGUAUGCAUACCUCAGUUACAAAACUUUUGAAAGGAAGUCUCAGCCACAGAAUGCAUAUACCUGUAGAGUUUUGCAUGGGUUUUAUAUGAAUACGAUUUUAAAAAAUAGCUGCUUGCACAUUAUACCAGAAGAACCUCCCAAACUGCAAUUGCUUUGAAAAUAGAUUUUAGGUUUUUUGGAGUUUUCUGAAAUGCUUGGUCUGUAUUUUGAUAAUUGUGCAUAUUAUGUAAAAAUGUUGGUGGACCCAUAAAUGACCAGACUUUUUCUAAGAAAAAUGUUGCUUUACUGCAUUUCAUGAAUUUUUACUCUUAUAUCAUUGCUUGCUAGUAAUAGCAAAUCUGCUUUUCUGCAUCUGCUUUGCGUAGCUAUUGUAAGGCUUUGAACUGAUGUAUGUAUUUAUUGCUUGAACUUCUGUGCAUACCUUAUAAAGCAUAAUGUCUGACAAUUUAAAUGGCUCAUGUAUUCUUGCUUCUAUCAUAAGCUGAUUAUGGGGACUAUGAUCUUUUGUAUACAGCAAAUUUUAACUGUAGCACAAACAUCUGUUUAUGUAUUGGUGGAAUAUACCUGUUUUAUUUAUCUUUUUUGAGGUAAACUAAUUUUUGAUACUUUUCAUUACUGUGUACUAUGUUCAUACUUUGAAUUCUCUGACAUUAGAAGUCAUGGUUGAGAAUUGUAACAGCUGUUAUUCGUUCUGUAUUCAUGGCUUUCACUGCUGAAUAAAAUAAAGGACCAAACCUAGGAUUUGAAAGAAAACUGUCUACCUCUAACACCAGGGAGUUAUCAGAUUUUAUUUUACAUAGUUUUAGUCUACAAAGACACAAUUGCUUAAACCUAGUGGGCUUAAGGCUUAUAUUCUAUGUGGUUGGAUUCAUGGCACAGUUGUACUGUUUGAAAAUCAAUUAAAAUUUCAUGUGAAUGUUACAACUAUUUGGUAGAAUUACCACUACCUGGGUUUUCUUUAGAUAACUCAGAUAUGGAGAAAAUGUCAUCAGCAUUCUGUGUCUACAGCUGCUUAACUUCAUAAGAAUGCAUUUCUUUGUGAUUAGGGAAUCGAAGAGUAGUCAGCUAGGAAUAGAGCUACAGAAGUACACUUAAAAUAAACCAUCCUGGACUUUAAUGUCCCUGGGCAGAUUCAGUCGCAAAAUCCAUUACACUGUUUUGUAAAGUUCUCAAAUUGGGCGUUCACGUUUUGAAGAAUUUGUGAGACUUCAUCCUGCACAUGCCAAUAUUAACACGCAUUUGGACAAUAGCUUUAUUAAUGCCAUAAAGCUAUUGAAAGGAACACGGCUUACCCUUGUUAUUCCACUACUUCAGGUUGCAAUGAAAGGUGUUUUGUCCACGAACACUUGGCAAAUCUUAGCAAAAAAAAAAAAAAAAAAAAAAAGGAUGUACAUUUUCCUAUAGAAUUAAUGUAUGAACAGUGUGUCACUGCUGUUGGAUGUAAAAAUGUAUAUGAAACCAUUUCAUUCACUUGAUUACAUUUCUGAAGUAUAAAUAAAAAAUCUAAUUCUUUUUGACCCA